Fusarium vanettenii 77-13-4 is the source of this 1509-nucleotide messenger RNA. RefSeq lists its product as uncharacterized. The record is from RefSeq and is a predicted model, not a curated record. The coding region runs from base 1 to 1509 and encodes 502 amino acids. NCBI's taxonomy places the organism in Eukaryota, Fungi, Ascomycota, Sordariomycetes, Hypocreales, Nectriaceae. The transcript has 2 exons.
AUGACUUCGACUGCCAUGGAAUCAUUAUACUACACGGAAGUUCGGCCGACGAAUUGCCUGGACCGCAUGUUCUACGUCCAACACCGGAUAGGUGCUCAAUCCAACGUUCUACUCUCGGCACACUAUACUCCCACAACCACCUCAAGCAGUCGUCUAUCUAAGGAGGCUGUCUACUAUGCUCUCCGCUCCGUCAUCGAGGCAUAUCCAGAGCUUUCUCUCAUUGGAGUUCCAAAAGCAUCCGACAACGGGAAAAAGCAUCUGCUCGUUCUAGCGGCACUACAUGAAAUCGACUUGGAGACCUGUGUCGAGUUUCUCGAUGACCACGAGCCUGCCUCUGGGCCAGAAGUACUUGAGAAGCUCCACAAUGAGUGGUUAUGGACCGAUGAGACUUUCAAUCCUCGAAACCCAUGGUGGAAGAUUGUUGUUUUUGGACGACAGGAGGUGGUAUUUGUCUUUCAUCACAUCGUUUGCGAUGGUCGUUUCGGUCACUUCUUCCACCGCAAGUUCCUUGAGGCAAUCAACUCUUUUGAUCAGGAUCAGAGACAAGUUGACCGUAUCGUCAAAAUCAACCCCGAGCGAGUGAGAUUGAGCAAAGAAACGGAACAGUUUUGGAUCAGCAGCCUUUCUGCCCUUCGCAUGGCUCACAUAUUUCUCAUGCUCCUGUUGAUUCGACUCUUCUUUGGCAGCAAACUCUUCUUCAGCGACCUACCAAAGGCAAAGGCCUACGCCAACUCCUUCUUGAUCGAGGCUAAGCCCCACCAACGGACAAAGACACGCAUCGCCAGCGUUCGUAUCCCCGCUGCCAAGAUGCGGCAGAUCAUAGCGGCCUGUCGAGAGCAGAAAGCGAGCUUCACGCCCCUUCUCCUCGCUAUGAUCCGCUGCACCCUUGCUAUCGACUACUAUCCUGAAGCCAAGAUUGGAAUUAGCAAUUGCGCACUUGACGUGCGAUCCCUCUAUCCAGAGAACACCGACUCUUCUGGAAAGCUUCUCCAAUGUGCAGGUGGCGUCAGGAAGGUCACAUGGUUGAGCAAAUACCGCCGCGCAUUUGGCCCAAGGCCAUUGAGGUCAGGCCAGGCGCAUGUGGACGUCCAAGGGGCUUGGGAUCUCGUUCGAGAAUAUCGAGAAUCCUUACAAAAGCCAUUCCAGGGAGCUCAGCCACAACUUCUCACGGUGUUUAAAGCAUCCAAUGGUGUUUCUGAAGACCUGGAGGGGCUUCUGACGUCCACUCUCCCGGCCGUGGGUCUUCAUCUCAACAAUUCCUUCCAGAUCUCCAACCUUGGAAGCUUUUCGACAAGUGGGGAAAAAGAAGGGCCAUGGAAGAUUGACGGCUUGAACUUUUCGGCUUCUACGGUGAAUGGGACUAUUAGCUACAACAUCAGUAUCAACGUUGCUGGCGUCGAAGGCGGGGAUACUAUUAUUAAUGCCUCGUAUGAGGAUGGAAUAAUUGCGGAGGACAUGGUUUAUGACAUUUUGGAAGGGGCGCUGGAGAGGAUAGAGGCAAUUUUGUAA